Messenger RNA from Danio rerio (zebrafish), 2575 nucleotides. RefSeq names its product SEC61 translocon subunit alpha 1a (gene sec61a1a). NCBI's taxonomy places the organism in Eukaryota, Metazoa, Chordata, Actinopteri, Cypriniformes, Danionidae. The record is from RefSeq and is marked validated.
UUUCUCUCUCACCCGGGCGGCGGAGCGCACCGGUAGCGCUAAUUAUCCGUUUACAACUCACUGGGACUCCAGACAGAGACCGUGAUUUCAGGGGACCGUCAUCAUGGCGAUUAAGUUCUUGGAGGUAAUAAAACCGUUUUGUGCGGUUUUGCCUGAAAUCCAGAAACCAGAACGAAAGAUCCAGUUCAGAGAAAAGGUGCUAUGGACUGCCAUCACAUUGUUCAUCUUUCUUGUUUGCUGUCAGAUCCCACUGUUUGGGAUCAUGUCUUCAGAUUCAGCAGAUCCAUUCUACUGGAUGAGAGUCAUUUUGGCUUCCAACAGAGGUACUUUGAUGGAGUUGGGUAUCUCUCCCAUUGUGACCUCUGGUCUGAUCAUGCAGCUGCUGGCUGGAGCUAAAAUCAUUGAGGUCGGAGACACACCGAAAGACAGAGCGCUCUUUAAUGGAGCCCAAAAAUUGUUUGGUAUGAUCAUCACCAUUGGCCAGGCUAUUGUGUACGUCAUGACUGGAAUGUAUGGAGACCCUUCAGAGAUGGGUGCUGGCAUCUGUCUGCUGAUCAUCAUUCAGUUGUUUGUGGCUGGUCUGAUCGUGUUGCUGCUGGAUGAGUUGCUGCAGAAAGGUUAUGGUUUGGGCUCUGGUAUCUCUCUCUUCAUUGCCACUAACAUCUGUGAGACUAUCGUAUGGAAAGCAUUCAGCCCAACCACAGUCAACACAGGCAGAGGUACUGAGUUUGAGGGAGCCAUUAUUGCUCUGUUCCACCUUUUGGCCACUCGCACUGAUAAAGUCAGAGCUCUGAGAGAGGCUUUCUACAGACAGAACCUGCCUAACCUCAUGAACCUCAUCGCUACAGUCUUCGUCUUUGCUGUGGUCAUAUACUUCCAGGGCUUCAGAGUUGAUCUGCCCAUCAAGUCUGCACGUUACCGUGGCCAAUACAACACAUAUCCCAUCAAGCUGUUCUAUACCUCCAACAUUCCCAUCAUCCUGCAGUCUGCUCUGGUUUCCAAUCUUUACGUCAUCUCUCAGAUGCUCUCCACUCGAUUCAGCGGCAACUUCCUAGUCAACCUUCUGGGGACUUGGUCUGACACCUCAUCUGGAGGUCCAGCGCGCGCCUAUCCUGUGGGCGGUCUCUGUUACUAUCUGUCUCCUCCGGAGUCGUUUGGUUCUGUGCUUGAUGACCCAGUUCAUGCAGUGAUCUACAUUGUGUUCAUGCUGGGAUCCUGUGCCUUCUUUUCAAAGACCUGGAUUGAAGUUUCUGGAUCUUCUGCCAAAGAUGUAGCUAAGCAGCUGAAAGAACAGCAGAUGGUGAUGAGGGGACACAGAGAGACCUCCAUGGUUCAUGAACUCAACAGAUACAUCCCCACAGCGGCUGCAUUUGGUGGACUGUGUAUCGGAGGCCUUUCAGUAAUGGCGGACUUCCUGGGCGCCAUCGGCUCCGGAACGGGAAUCCUAUUGGCUGUUACCAUCAUCUAUCAGUACUUUGAGAUAUUUGUUAAGGAACAGAGUGAAGUCGGCAGCAUGGGAGCGUUACUCUUCUAAACAAGGACACUCACAAACACACACAUACUUGCUGACACCUUUUUAUUAUUUUUAUGAUUGUUGUUGUCAUUUAAUUCUUUUAUUUCGGUGCAAUUUGAGCAUAAUUAGUGGUCUGUCACGAGCGCUGUCUUGGGAGAACGUGCUCUUAGCCGCUAGCUCAGGCCGAGUAAGUUCUCCUGUAUGUCAGAAGUGGCAAAACGUUUCUAAAAUUCAGUGAUGAAGCUGAACUUCAGUAAUGGAACAGUAAAGAUGGACUCUGUGAGCUCUGACUAGGAAUAUUUAGAUGAAUUAAAUUUUCUCUUCACAUCAGUCUGUCCUUCAUCUGUCUCCAGCCAUCACCGAAUCCAUUCAUCCACUCUUUUCUUUAGUUCCUGCCUGGUCCUAGUUGAUAAAGAUUUUCCAGAGAGUAUUGCUUAUGUUGGGUGACUGAUUUACUCGACACUGCCAAUUUUGACAACUGCUUCGUGUUUGUCAGUCAUAUCGGUCUUGUAUGUAAAGCUGGCAGGCAGUUUGCUUUUCUAACUCAUUGAAUCAUGCUAAGUCAUAAAAAGUGUGAUUUAGUUAUGGCUACAAAUAUAAGAGCUAAACCACAGGUUCUUGUUUUCCAGUCAGCAAUUGUCAAUUCUAAACAAGGCAGCAUAGGAGUAAAGCAACGCACAGUUUGGCACCAAUGGUGUGUGUGUGUGUGGUUUUUCUGUGUUUGUUGGACAUGUAUUUCAUAACGCUGGGAUCUUUUUUUUUUUUUUUUUUUUUUUGUACACAACACAUCUUACACAAUAGAGAGCAAGGAUUUUCUGUAUUUGAAAGUACCUGGUCUUUAGUGAGAGCUUCAGUGACAGAUGGAAGUGGUCACUUUCCCAAAUUAAGCCCUUUUUACUGUAUCAUUGGGUGUCUGUAUAUAUGACAUUUAAUGCUGUGCGCGACCAUGUAAAAUAAGCCCUUCUUUUUCUUUCUUUUUAUUUUGGACUGUAAAAAGAAAUGUUCCGAACAAAUAUAUUCAGCAAAGACUGAUCAUUCUCAAUAAAAACUCAUUUUUUGGGA